Messenger RNA from Mytilus trossulus (common blue mussel), 17145 nucleotides. RefSeq names its product dynein heavy chain domain-containing protein 1-like. Lineage: Eukaryota; Metazoa; Mollusca; Bivalvia; Mytilida; Mytilidae. Gene Ontology annotation, biological process: microtubule-based movement. Gene Ontology annotation, molecular function: minus-end-directed microtubule motor activity; ATP hydrolysis activity; dynein light intermediate chain binding. The transcript has 98 exons. Gene Ontology annotation, cellular component: dynein complex. The coding region runs from base 153 to 16526 and encodes 5457 amino acids. The record is from RefSeq and is a predicted model, not a curated record.
ACAAUAUAUAAGAUAAAAUAAUAUUCACUGCUACCCUGUAAAUUUAAAAUUUUAAACAUGGCGACCUGACAACAGACGCGAAAAUUUAACAACAAGGACAAUAUCGAUAGGACAAUUUACCUUGUUCUAUGUUUGGGACUUAACAGCUAGCCAUGACCUCUAAGGUGGACAUGUCCUUAGAAAAAGGGACAACCCCUUCUCUUCCUGCUUUGAGGGAAGGACAAAGCAGUUUGAUAGCCCCCCUGCAUGGUCCCCAAUCAGUGACACCUAGACAGAAAGCAUCACAAUGGGCACUAGAAACAAGACGCAGAAUUAACAAUUGUAUGGAGGCUAAUGAAGUGAAGAAAGAAGAUGUUUUAAUGUUAAAGAAAGAUCUUGUAGCAGUUUUUAUAACUGCUUUACAACAAGACAGUCGAGAUUCCUGGGUUUACCUCCAUGAAGUAUUAGGAAUAGUAGAACCUUAUAAAGUAUACCUUGAGAAGUUUGACCUUAAAACAGAAAUGUACCAUUACAUAGAAAGACUGAUUCACCAUGCCGACAACAACAAAGAAAAACUUUUUGAUCUACAGUUAGCAGAUUCCUUGUCAAAGAUAUUCUCUAAGGAAGUAGAUAAGAUUCGACAAAUUGGAGCCUUUCCUGCCAGGAAUUAUUGUGCUGUACCUCCAGCUCCAGUUAUGAAGAUCAGUGCUGGUUCUCCCAAAAAGUCCAUGCAGUCACCCAGGGCAUAUUUCCAGCUUCCUGAUGGGACAAAUCCGUAUAAAACUCAUGUUUCGCACAGAGAAGAUAAAUACAUGCUGGCUAAACCAUUAACAAUAAGAGAUAUGAGCAGGUCAAUUGCAGAUGUAGCGGCAGAGUUAGCUGCUCGAGAGUCUAUAUGGAGUCAGCAUUAUGGAACAGUAACCCAGGCAUUAAGGACAGAGAUACCAGAAGAUGAUGAAGAAAAACCUGAAAAGGAACCAGUUUCAAAAGCUUCAACGCCCAGGAGUUCUCUGACGUCUCUGUAUGGAAAGAAAGAGAAAAAGACUCCUAGAAUUGAGGAGGAGAAAGUACUUGUGAUGACUGGACGAGAAGCCGUAGAAUACUUCGCCAAACUUCAUCAUGUGGGAAAAAUAGAAUCAAUUCAUUUUAACAUAGUUCCACAUAGACAUUAUAAUCCCUAUGACUUGAUAUCUGUACAGAAAAACAAGGUGAACACAGAACAUUAUGUAUUCUCUACAUUUGGAGUUUUACAUGUGUACCCAGAUCAACCUUCAGAAACUAUGAGUUUAUCUGACUGGCAAAGAGAAGCAGUCCUGUGGAACGCUGUUUCUAAAAUACCUUUUUUCAAAAACUUUCUCGUCAUGAAGAGUUUUCAAAAAUGGAGAUACAAUAGAAAUACUUUAGAUUUUAUGAGGAAAAGAGAAAAAGUGAAUAAUAGAUUAUUGCAAGCUGUUCCUGCCUUUGGUGCUGCUCUCAUACAGGUUUCAAGGUUACUAAAAGAACUUGUCACUGUUAAAUUUUUACCCAUUGAAAAAGAUAAAGUAUACUUAUUACCAGAAUUUGAGAGUGAAGUCAACUACAAGAACAUGCAAGCAGAGAAAGUAAUAGAAAAAUUCUUUGGAUAUUGUAAGAUGAUGGUGGAUGUUACUGCUGAAGCUUCAUUCAAGAAACUACAUCACUGUGAAGAACAAGUAAAAAAGAAAGCUGUAUUUUCUAAAGACUCCCUUCACCUGCAGAGGAUAAAGCAUGAACAAAGACAAGUUAACCUUAUCAAAGCCAGGAAUGAAACAGGUCGUCUUGGUAACUUUGUCAAGCUAACAGAUCAGCUGAUUGUAGAACACAUGUAUGAGAUUUGUAAGACACAAGUUAUACAGUUUGUUAAUGAAGUGUUAAAGAACCAUUCAGAAACUGAAGGAUUCUUCAAAGUUUUCCUGGUUUUUACAAAGCAAGAUACCCUUGGACUGUCACCAAGUAAGGACAAAUUAAUAAAAGCAUUAUCUAGUACUCUGAAGGGCAUUCCUAAGGUGCUGUGCUCUAAUGCAAUUCCUAUAGAUGGUUCCCUGCCUGAUUAUCAUACAGAGGAAACAGAUCAUAUUAAGUCUGAAGCGGCUGAAAAACAUGAGAGAAGAAAGAGUACAGCUGCUGCCACUAUGGCUACUCUUAGACGAGAGAGUUUAACUACUUUAACAGUUAGUUCACAAAGACGGGACAGUGUGUUACCAGCUCAGUCACAGGCAGGGGAAACAGUGGCAGGUGAUACCAUUAUAGAAGAGGAGGAGAAUCAGGUUACUAAAUCUAUAGCAGGAGGAGAUGAUGAGGGUAUUGGUAUACCUGAUUUACCUCAGCCUGAUAUAAAAUCUAAAGAGGAGGAUGAAUUAGGUAUUGCAACCCCAGACUUGGUACUUCAUGAUGAUUCUACACAGCUAGUGGUUAGAGGAGAAGGCUUUAUGGGACAAUACAGUCCUCUGACUAAGGCUAAUCUAGAGGAGAAAUUACAACAAGAUAAGGUUUAUUCAGCUGCCAUACAGUUUCAAGAAAACAUGAUGUUAGAAGCUUUAGAUGAGAUAGACCAGUACUGUAAACAUCAUAGCUGGCUUAGUGAGAUACAUCACUUCUGUAAAAAAUGGAGUGACAAAUCUUUAAAGGAGAUCAAAGGAGUCCCAGCAUUUCAAAUAGAGCAAAAAUUGAAUGACAUUAGAAGUUGGUCAGAGAAAGUGAAAAUAUUUGAGAGAAACUUCACCACAGAAAAUGGUUUAUUUUAUGUGGACUGUUUAGCUAUACAUGAUUAUUUGAUACCAAGGCUGAAUGAUAUCUAUACAGAAGUAGGAAUGUUUGUUGCUGAGGAAGCUACAACUCUCGCUAAUAACUUCUGUGAUGAAAUGAAAGAAACAAUUGAGAGUUUGAAAGAUAAAAGUGAUGAGAUCGAUGCAUUUGCAACAUAUGCUAAAAACUUUAACCUAUAUAAGAAGAACAGUCCUAUAUUUCAACAGAGAUGUGAAUACGUUAAAUUACUGUUUGAGGUGGUUAGAAUGACGUACAGACAAUUAACACCUGAGGAAGAAAGAGAUGACAGUAAUGUCCGGGCCCGCUGGGAUGAAUUCAUGUUAACCAUGCAAGAGGCUGCAGUAUUUGUUAAUACUAAAACACCACUCAUGACUCACCAGUUAGAAGACACACAUAAGAAACUGGAUAUGGAAGCAAGAGAAUUAGCUAAAAUGGCAACAUCAGAACACUUCCUAGACCCAGAACAGAAUGCUUCAAAGAUCCUUAUUGAAAUGAGAAGAAUCCGAGAUAAAUUUUACCAUGUCCAGAAACAGUUACACCAGGCUAGUAAGUGGAGAGAGGCUAUUGUAGGAGAACCAUAUGAUUUGACUUUCCUGAACGAGAUUACAGUCAAUAUAGAUGUACUGCAGGAGUUAUGGAAGUAUAUUGAAGUCUCUAGACAUGCUAUCAAAGACUGGAAACAAAUGCUUUUCAAAAAGAUGAAUAUAAAGAAGGCUUUAGAGAAAGUGAUUGAAUGGCAAGCUGCAGCUGCUCAACUUAAACCUUACCUCGAUAAAAAAUCAUCACUUCCAGAGGCAGAAAAAUUACUUAGUCAUUGGUUUACAUCACUCAAUGAAUUCAAGAAAGAUCUACCAAUACUUCAUAAACUAGCCAAUGAUGCUUUGAAGGAAAGACAUUGGAAGGCCAUAUUUGUUGGCAUGAAUGAAUCAUAUGACUCAGACAAACAGUUCACAGUAUGUGAUCUCUUGACCUAUGACCUGGAAGAGAAUGAUCAGUUGAUACACUCUAUCUAUCUUGGAGCUAUAGCAGAAUAUGACCUUGAGUUGAAAAUCAAUCAAAUAAGUAAAUUCUGGGAAGAGAGAGAAUUUAAACUAGCCAAACAUAUCCCUGACAGUGUCUUGAGUUCAAAAGAACCAGAGUUGUCGUCAAACUGGUACACAAUGCAAAAUGAUACUGUACGAUAUGCUCAAACUCCACCUACAGAAGCUGAACGUGAAUUGGACCUUCAGAGCCUUGCUGAACCUCCCAAGAAGCCAUCAAGUCCACGUCGGCGUACAAAGUUAGAAAAGUACCGCCAAGAAAGGGCUGCUGCUCUGGCAGGAACCCCUAAAGGAAUGAAUGUAGCUGAAGACGAUUUCUAUAAACUUAUUGAAGUGGAUGAGCUCAAAUAUCAGUUACAGGAUACUCGUAUCAGUAUAAAGGGGAUGAUGCAGUCACCUUAUCUCGGGGACAUGAGACAUUCAGUAGAAUUCUGGAACAGUUCCCUACAGCAGGUGGAAGAAAUUACAGACCUUUGGUUUACCUGUCAGAAAAAGUGGCUAUACCUUCUCAAAGUGUUUGAGAGGCCUGAUUUGUUUAAAAAAUUUGGUGGACAGAAUUCCAAGUUUGAGAAUGUUCACAAACAGUUUAAAGAUUGGAUGAGAGUAGUUUCCAAUGAUUCCAAAGUUUUAACCGUUGUCAACAGAAAGCGUGGAGAGAAAGGCUACCGACUAUUACAGGGAGAUAACCUCCGCACGUUAUUCCUUGGUUUGAUUCAGUCUAAAGAAGAAAUCCUAAAGGACCUAGAAACACUUAUGGGACUUUCUCGUAUGGAGUUCCCACGUCUUUACUUCAUCAGCAAUGAAGAACUGGUAGAGGUUCUUGGUAUAUCUAGAAACCCAAAAGCUUUGCAAGACUGUGCUAUGAAAGUUUUCCCAGGAAUACAAGAUCUUAGUUAUGCAUUACCCUCUGGCAUAGCAAGCAUGAAUACCAAUUUGGAUUUUGCAUUAAAUGCUGACAAACUUGAGUUAACAGGAAUGAAGGGAUUAUUGGAAGAAGAUGUACCAUUCUUUGUCAGAGUACAGGCACAUCAGAAGGCAACCAAAUGGCUUAAAUGUCUGGAACAGAACAUGAAAAAUACCAUGACCGUUAUCCUUCAAUGCUGUGUACAAGCCAGGAUGGAGGAAGGAUCUCGACAGCCAAUUCAUCUGUUAGAGGAGUUAGCCAAGUUAAACAAACCAUUAACACCUAGAGAACAUGAGAUAACCACGGACAUAAAACAGACAUUCCGUCACUGGCUGUUACGUUUCCCUGUACAGUGUGUUCUGGUGUCUGAAGCUAUACUCUGGGCAAGAUCAGUUUCUAAAUGUUUUGAGAAGGGAGACAUUGAAGAAAUGAAAUUUUUGAGGAUGAACACCACCUCCAAGUUAGACCAGUAUGUAGAGGUCCUGAGAGAGACAUAUGGUAUGAAGGGAUAUGUUGCUGAGGAUGUCAUGAAAAGAUUAAGUGUGUUAUUGUGUAACUUGAUUAAACAGACACUACAUCAGAGGGAUAUGCUAGAUAAAAUGAUUUGUGAUGGCACUGAUGAUGAAAGCAACUUUGAAUGGCAGGCGAGUCUGAGGUAUCGUAUGGACAUCCAUACUGUCCUCCGAGCUAAGACUGAAGCUGUAGAUGUAGAGAUACUACCAUUUCAAGUAGGAAGGAAAGGAAGUAGAGUAAGAAAGACAACUCUUGCCAAACCAAGAGUUGAGGCAACCAUAGAAGAACCACCAAUGCUGACAAGGACUAAGACAACUGUAUCCACAGAUUAUCAUUUUAGCCUGUGUUAUCUCCAACAACUAGGGAACCAGUUUAGUUAUGAUUAUGAAUAUCAAGGUCCAAUACAGAGACUGGUUCUUACACCAUUGACGGACCGAGCUUUCUUAUCUUUGACACAAGCCCUUAAAUACUUCCAAUGUGCCACUCUGAUUGGACCAGCUAGUGUUGGCAAAUCAGAAACAGUUAAGGAACUAAUGAAGCUAUUUGGUAGAAAUCUUGUGACUGUCAAUUGUAAUGAAGACAUAACACUGCCAAUGAUGACUCAAUACAUGGUGGGCAUGGUACAGUCAGGGACUGGUGUCUUGUUUGAUGACACAGACAGACUAACUAGAGGGUUGAUGUCUGUAACAGCUCAACACUUUGACUACAUCAGGACGGCUCUAAAGACAUUACAAGUCUGUAGUGAAAACCAGUACAAGAUUAGAGGUCAACCAAGAUUUGAUAAAAAAGCAGGCAUUGGUGACAAAGUUAUACGCAGAAAUUCUUUGACAACACUUCAUCCCCUGCCUACAGCUUCAAUGAAAACAGAAAGACAAAAUACUGUGCCUCAUGGAUUCAAUGAGAAAGGUCUUGUGACAUACUUUGAAGAUGCCUGGGUUUCAGAGAAAGAUAGAAGAAGAAGACAUUCAAUAGAGAAAGAAAUAGAGAUCAAAGAAUCAGAUUUAUAUAAGAAUAACAGACCACCACCAUUGUUCUAUGAACAUGUUAAAAGUAAAAACAAAAGGUCAACAGCACCAGAUUAUAGCAAGCUUCUCCAGGAAACAGAAUACGAGCAGCAGAUACUUGGUAACAUCAUGUUCAAUGGGAAGCUUAUCCAAGCCAGUGCUAACUUUUCAUGUUUUAUGUCCAUAAAUACAAGCAAUCCAGCUUAUGUGGAUAUACCAGAAGUAUUUAAGAAUCUGUUGAGACCGUGUGCUCUUAUAGUACCAGAUUUUUACAUGAUAACAGAAACAACUUUGUGUUGUCAUGGUUUCCAGGAAUAUAAACCACUGGCUAGAAAAAUCACAUUUAUACUCAAGAUGUUAAAAAAUCAGCUUCCAAGAAAAACCCAGUAUCAGUUUGGAUUGAAGGAUAUCAAAAACUUGGCAGAAGUUGCUACUGCAAAACUGAGGGAUGAAAGAUUUAUUGAAGAACUCAGAGAAGGAGAGAUUGGUGAGACUCCUAGGUCUGAUUCCUCCAGUGAUGUAGAUAAAUCUUUAGAGGAACACUGCAUGGUAUACUCUCUGAAGGCUGUCAUAUCUCCUAGUCUGGAGGACGAGGAUGAUAGAACUGUAUUUAUGAACCAUCUGAGAGAUACGUUCCCAAUGUGUGCCAGUUCACGAGGAACAUCAGAACAUGUCUAUAACCAUGAACUGGUCAAAUCUCUAAAGGAACAGUUCAAGGAAGAUAAUAUGGUUCUUACUAAAGAGAUGAUAGCUAGGAUGUUACAUAUGAACUCUGCCAUAGAGAUGAGAAAGGGUAUUAUCCUUUCUGGACCAUCUGGUAGUGGUAAAUCAACAGCUACUCAAACCUUAUCCCGAGCUAUUAACAGGCUCAAUUAUCUCCUGUUUGCUCCAGAUCAUUCCAAAGAUGAAUUAGCUACGGACAGAGACCUUAUCUUCCAUCAGAAGAAAAAGCUAAAGGAAAAUGAAAGUGGCAGUAGUGAGGAUGAAAUGGGUGAUGAAGAAACCUUAGAUAAAGUUGGUGAACUUGAUGAGGAAUUUUUGUCAGCCUUAUCAGCCCCGGAACCAAAAGCAGACAAGACUAAUUUCAGGAAGUUAAAGAGGAUGACAAAUGUGAUAGGAAAAGUAACCGAGGCCAUUCAAGAUUUAGCCAUUCACAAAAUAAAGGAAGUAGCAGAAUAUCCUAAAGUUGAUGUUGUUACAUUGAAUCCAACUGCAGUCUCCCCUCAGGAGUUCCUUGGAGCCUUUUCUGAUGGGAUAUGGCAGGGUGGACUAUUUCCUAAGAUCCUAAAGGACUCAUCAUUUCUAUCUGAUGCUGUGAGAAAUUACAUCAGUGGUUUAAAGGACAAGAAAAAUAAAGGACAGGAUCUACCUUCAGUGUUAGUACGGUGGAUUGUAUUAGACGGAGUUAUGCACCCUGUUUGGACCGAGAGCAUCAAUACUUUAUUUGAUGAGGAAAAUAAAUUAUCAGUGGCCAAUGGAGGAAGUGUGGAUUUACAAGACACAACAGCACUGAUUUAUGAGACUAAUUAUCUAUCUGAUGCCUCUCCAGCAACUCUGGCUCGUUGUGUUAUUAUAAACUUUGGUUCUGACACUGUGCAUUGGAAUUCAUUAUUUGAAUCCUGGAGAACAACUGCUAAAUCAAGAUGGGUCCUGACCUCAGCAGCAUUUAAAGUAUGGGAAGAGUUAGGCAGAGACAUAUUUCCUCCUACAUUGAAGUUUCUUAAGAAUGAAUGUUGUUCAGCACUAAUGACAGAUGUUGGUUCCGUAUCAGACGAAGUCAAUACAGGGAUACAGGAAAUCAGUUCUUUCCUAAAGAUCCUCUCCACACUAUUAGAUAAGAUGUUUCUCAGGGAUGAUUUUGAGAAGAAACAGAAGUCAAUGGAACAUGAUGAUGAUAAUCGUAAAACUCCCAGCAGUAUGGCACCAUCUCGACAGGCAACCAGCCGUAUGACCAGUAGUUCCCAGAUAGAGCACCUCUUACCAAAUUAUUUGGAAAUUCUGAAAGGAAUGUUUGCAUUUUCCUACAUCUGGAGCUUUGGAGGACACAUACAUGAAAGAUUCAAGGAUAAAUUCAGCAAGUUUUCCCAUGAUGCUAUGUACAGAGCAACCCAUCCUAUUCGUAUCCCUUUCCCAGCAACUGUCUUUGACUAUUGUUUAGACGAAACCACAGGCACAUUCUUGAGAUGGGGAGAGAAACAGCAAGAAAGAUCUAAGAUUUUAGCAGGAGGCUAUAUGAUAACUCCUGAUGUUGAGAAGUAUAAUUACUUAAUAGAACUGAUGCUGAAUGCUCAACACCCUGUGUUACUGACAGGAUUACCAGGUGUUGGCAAAACUACUCUAAUACAGAAUACUGUGUUGUCGAAACAGACCAGUACCAAUAUCCUGAUGUCCAGAGGUAUGACUAGUUCAAUCUUCCAGAAUACAAUGGUAUCACAUAUCUUAGAACUUAAACAUAAGAUAGCUAACAGCCUACCUACGUCAGGAGUAACUGCUGGACGAGGGAAACAUACACAUCUGUUCUACAUAGAUGAUCUCAAUACAGCACCUACCAAUGUUGAAGGGGGGUAUCAGCCACCUUUGGAAUUGUUACGUCAAAUACUAACUCAACGUGGAUGUUAUGACCGACAGAGAAAAGAAUUCCAGGAUAUGGAAGAGGCCAUGUUUUUAGCUUCUACAACGCCACCUAGUGUAGCAGGGUAUGGAUUAGGGAAAGCAAGUCAUGUGAUGUCAACUAGACUGACACGCCUCUUUGUCAAUCUAACCGUGUUUACCCCUGCACCUGAAACCCUCCUCAGUAUGCAUGGUAGAGCAUUACAGAACUGGCUAGAAGAAUUUCCCACAUACAGUGUAGAGCAUCAUUUUGAAUUUGCCAGGGCAAUGACUCUAGGAUUGCUGGACCUGUAUGGUCGUAUAAAGGAAAAGCUCCGGCCUACACCAACCAAUGCCCAUUAUUUAUUUAGCUUACAUGAUGUGUCCAGAGUAGUUCAUGGUAUUCUAUUGAUGUCACCAAGGUCUAGGUCCAGAAAAAUGUUAAGAAAGAAAAAGGAUGGAGAUUCAAGAAGCAGUAGAGUAUCGCGACAGACAUCUUGGUCAGAGUCCAAGUCUCGGACAGUCAGUGGAGCUAGCGGUGGAUAUGUUAUAGAGGGAGGGUCAUCUGCUCCUAUGAUGAAGGUCAUAGGUCAACUCUGGUGUCAUGAAUGUACUAGGAUGUUUGCUGACCGACUUGUUUCUCCUGAUGAUUCCAAUUGGUUUUCCAAGUCUUUAGAGGAGACAGCUCUGAAAUAUUUCUGUUUACCCAGAGAUGAUCACAAAUCAGAGAUGACUGCCAUAUCUGAAGAAACUCAUUCACAAACUGGGCGUGGUACUCCUCAGACUACAACCUCACCACCUAUAUCAGAGCCAGAAUCUGAGGAGGAAGACAAUGAGCUGACUGCUGUAGAUGAAGUAUCUACUAUACGAGAGAACGAUGAUCAAACCACCACAUCUUCAGAGAAACUAGUCACACCCAUGGAUACACCUGUACCUCUAGGAGAAUCAACUCAUAGAACUGCUGAGUCUACACCCGGACCAAGGGGAACUCCAGAUACUGUCAGGACAAGGGCUUCAGGAGCGGAUACAGAGUUAGGUACCAAUAGAACAACUAAUGCUGAUCCUACCUCAGAGUCAGAGUAUGAGUCAGACCCAUCAGAGGAGAGUGAAAGUAGUGAAGAUGAUUCAUUGGACGAGACAGAAACAGAAACUAUAGACACAGCAAGAGCUAAAAAAACACCACUUACAGAGGUAUCUAAACAACAAUCAGAAAGCAGAGCAUCAUCUUAUUUUACAGCCAGUACACGAAUAACAGUCAAUACUAACAAAGAGUCAAGCGGUACAGACAGUGUUGAGCACGAACAGAUGGGUGUGGCUAAGACUAAAGUUGCCCCUCCCACAGAUCAAACAGCACCAGGAGCACCUUUAACCAGUAGAGUUGGUAACAUAGGAAGUCAGAUCAAUCUGAAACAAGUCAGGUCUAGUCAGGGAAGUCUGAAGUUCUCUAAGUCUGUCACAUUUAAAGCUGGACUACUGGCUGAUUGGGAGCAUGAAGCUUACUUUGGACCCCUAAUGAGUAUGGAUGAGUUGAAAGGAUCAUCAACCAGUUUGGUUGAUUUUAUUUUCUCCAAGUUUUAUAUGACAACUCACACAGAAACACUUGGAAUGGCCAUUGAAAAAGCUUAUAUGGAUGGGACAGAGGAGAGUUUAGCUGAGGCCUUAUCUACAUGUCUUAAUGUAUAUAAUGCUGGCACUUCACAGAGACUUGAUUUAGUGUUUUUCUCUGAAGCUAUCAGACAUGCAGCUAGGCUUAGUAGAGUAUUGGCAAUACAAGGAGGCCAUGCUGUUCUGUUGGGUAUGAGUUAUUCUACUGGAAGGUGUACCCUUGCUAGACUGGCAGCUUAUAUAGCUCACUGUAAGCUAUUUGAACCAAAGUCCCAGUCUGAUCCUAGUAAAAACUUAUUGAUAGUAAGAGAACACAUCAAAAGAUCAUGUUACCACAGUGGAAUUCUGGGUAAACCUUCUGUUCUUCUGGUACACGAAGACCUUGGAUCAGAAUGUCUCCAAGAUAUAUGCAGUGUUAUGGCUGAUGGUACAAGUCCAGGACUAUACAAUGAAGAUGAGAUCCAGUCUAUAGUCUCCCAUAUGAUGCCUGGUGGGGUCCAGACCAAGAGAGUAGAUAAGAUAGAACAAGCAUUUGAACGAUUCCUGAAGAAAGUCAGACAUAACCUUCAUGUGAUUGUUUGUCUCAGUAGUAAAGGAAAUAGUUUCUCCAGUAAUUUUAAUAAUUUACACAGUAAACUAAGUGAAUAUCCCGGACUUGUAAAACAUGCAGUUUCUGUAGACCUGUACAAGCCAUGGACAUUUGAAGCUUAUGUCAAGAUCGCUGAAGUGUGGCUCAGGGAUCAGAGGACAAAGGUACCAAUACCAUGGCACCCUACAAGAAUGUUGGACCAGAUUUCACUGACAGCGCAUGCCAUGGCUUACAUGCACCUCUCAUCUAAGGCUGUAAUAGAAAGACAGUUCUGCCACCAGAGGGAGCCACUGAGAUUCUAUUCUCCUUUGACCUUCAUGGAAUUUGUUCACUUGUUUAGAUUAAUAUCAGCUCACAUAGUCAAAAUGGAAAUUGAGAAUAUAGGUAAACAUGAGCAAGCUUUGGGUAAAGUGAAUGAAGCGUUUGGAAGUAUAAAUGAAUACAAAAGAGAAGUUUCAGAACUGACACCGAAGUACAAAUCUGCUACAGAUGAAAUCAAAGAUCUGGUGGCCAGAGUUGAGGACCAGAAGGAACAAUAUAUUGCUGCCUUGGAUAGAUGUAAAGACCAAGAACAGAAAAUUGAAGCUUUACAGGGACCUCUAGAACAACUGAGAAAAGAGGCACAGACAGAUUUUGAUAGGGUAAACCCUAACUACCAAGCAGCUCUGACAGCCCUUAAUGUGAUCAACAGAAAUGAUCUAGAGGAAGUGAAAUCUUUCAGAGAACCACCAGAACUUGUCAAAUUUGUUGUUAAAGCUUUAUGUUUGUUAUUCAAAGUACCUCAAGAUUGGGAGAAUGCCAAGUUAUUAUUGAUUAGAGAUAACUUUAUGGAGGAGAUGAUGUUCUUUGACAAGGACCACAUUCCAGAAGACAUAUUUGAAGAGCUGAAGACAUUUGUAUUUAAUCCUCUGUUUGAUCCUGACUUAGUCAAACAAGUCAGUCUGUCAGCGACUAACGUGUGUAUUUGGGUGCAUGCUGUAUAUAAAUAUGCCCACAUACAUCGUAACAUGCAACCAAGAUUACGUAACCUGCUAGAACAUGAGGAUAAAUUCACUCAGGCUCAAGCUAAGUUAGGACAGUUGAGAGUGGAAGCGAACAGAAUAAAGAGUGCCCUAGAGAGGGUGAUUACAUCACAUAAAGCUGCUGUCAAGAGAGCUAAGACUAUAGAGAGGCAUAUGCAGGCCAUAGAGAGAAAGAUAGCGAGAGCUGUGAAUCUUAUGGAACAUAUGUCUAUGCAGCAUUACUUGUGGAAGUCCGAGUUAAGAAAGGCUCGUCGUAAUGUUCUCACAUCACCUGGAGAUGCUCUGAUUACAGCAGCUUGUGUCUGUUAUCAUGGCCCUCUGGAGGAUAAAUGGCGUGCAGAACUUCUGCAUGAUUGGCAGGACAGAUCUAAACAUGGAAAUUACAAAAUGACAAAGAAACUUGGAGAAGAUGUUUUCCCGUUAAGUUCAAACUUAGAAGGUUUAUUUGAUGGACAUAAAGAGUUUGACACAACUAGUAGUAUGUCCCGUACUGUUACAGAAAGUAGUGUAGGUAGUGAGAGUACACUGGACAUGCCGUCAUUACCAGAAAUAAAGACAUACAAAUACCCACCGGCUGUAUACGAUACUAGUAAAUAUUACAAGUCAGAACUCAAGAAACAAGAAAGUUUUGAGUAUGAUCAGACACAGACUAUUGAGUUCGAAGAUUCUGAUGACGAGGAUGAACAGAGCACAUUAAUGAACAGGAAUAAUUUUACUCUACAAGAGAUUCUCAGUGAUUUUGAUGAGUUGAGUAAUUGGCGUCUGUCCAAUCUUCCAACUGACCUACAUUCCAUACAGAAUGCACUGUUGAUGAGAGUGAGUUGUCACAAUCGUAAGCACUGCUGGCCUAUGUUGAUUGACCCGGACAAUCAGGCUGAAUUAUGGGUAAAAACAGUUCAGAAUAGUAAAAAUGUAUUUACAGAGAAAGAUGUACAAGAGAGUACUCCAGACGAAUUAGAUGGAAUUCCCUUGGAAUCCAACAGAAGUAAGAGUAGUUCAGGUCAGUUACCACCUAGUCGUGGAACAACUCUGACCUACUCUGAUGUGUAUACUGAUGACCGUACAGCAUCUACCAAUACUCUAACUACUACAGAUUAUACUAAGAGUACAAUGGGAAGACAUUCUCGUAACACGUGGAACAGUGAAGAACUUCGACCUGUGACCUCGGUUACUAAUAGUUGGGAAAACUUCAGUCUCCAUACAGAACAGAACUUAGAUCGCCCAGAUAGUAAUUUGUGGAUAAUAGAAGCUGAUGAUCCCUCACUGGACAGUAAACUUAUAAAUGCCAUUGUACAUGGUAUAACAAUUCUGAUUACACAUAUUGAGAGGAAAUCCUUAGAUCCAGUAUUUAGAGGAUUAUUGCUGAAGCAUUUCUUUGUUGACAAAGAAGGAAAUAAAAUCAUCAAAGUUGGGACAUAUGAGUUCAGAUAUCAUCCAAACUUCAAACUUUAUCUUAGUACAUCUGUUCCACUCUUCCUAAAAGGUGAUGGAUUACACAGUAUCCCAAUACACAGAAUGUGUGUAAUAAACAUGGCCCUCAGUGAUGAAGCUAUCAUGAACCACCUACUCAGUGAAACAAUGAAAGUAGAGAAGAAAGAAUUUGAAGGACAAAAACGAUCCAAUGAAAAUGACAUUAUCUUACACAGACAAAGGCUAGCUAAAGAACAUGAACUGAUUCGAGAAAAGACCUUAAACUUGGAUGGACCACUGCUGGAAGAUCAGACCAUGCUGAAUUCUCUGCUAGCUUGCCAUGAGGAAAUUCAUAAGAACAAGCAAAUCCUAGAAGAAACUCGUUUCAUGGGAGACCACUUGGAGGAGAAAUUUGCCCACUAUCGUAUAAUGAUCACACACAUUACUGUUUUAUACAACAUGAUCAAGAAGAUGUGUGUGUUACAUCCUUACUACUAUCUACCAUUCAGUACCUUUGUGGAGAUAUUUAGUUGUGUCAUGAAAAGUAGGGACAGGGGCAAGGGAAGUGUGGGAGCACCUCAAGCAAGAGCACAAGAGUUAGCAGAUGCUUCGUCGGCAGCCAUCUUUAAAUAUGUCUCUAUGAUGAUGUUUGAACAGCACUAUCAACUGCUUCAGUUACUGGUUUCCAUGGAGAGGUUGAGAAUGUCUGGAAAAGCUACAACCAAGGAACUAAGUCUUUUUAUCAAUAAUUUUGAUAAACAAGGAAUAGAUGAACUAUCUUUAAUGGAUAGUAAACCAGGCUGGAUGGCAGGACAGAUAUGGAUAGAUUGUUUAGUGCUAGAACAACUUCACCAUUGUUAUCAUGGUUUGAGGAAGUCUUUGAUACAGAAUAGUAUACAGUGGCAGGAGUACUUUCAGCAUCCCAUUGCUAUAAUGAACCCAGUGCCUGGUAUGACUAUGCAGGAACUAUCAGUAUUCCAGAAAUGUAUUCUGUGGAAAAUAUGUGCACCUCAAAGGUUAUGUGAGUUAGCCAGUGCCAUGACCCUAUAUGAGAUGGGUAGUGUACGUAGUUUACCAGAUAAUUACAACAUUAGAGACGUCUACGCCUACACUAACAAUACUACACCAGUUGUGUUUAUGAUGCCAAAUACAUCACAUGAUAAGGGGUCUUCAUCUGCCACAAAAGGCUAUUCAUAUGUUAGUCCCACUCAUGAGGUGAAGAGGUUAGCUAAAGAAAUUGGAAUGGAAGGUAAAGUAAGAGUAAUGAACUUUGGGGUACCAGGUCAGAUGUGUGAAGUGAGACAUGCAUUAGAGGAUUGUAUACAGAAUGGAUACUGGUUACUUCUACAGAAUUAUCAUUUAGCUGAGGAACCAGAGCAAGAAUUUUAUAUUUUGUUAAAGGAUAUUGUAUACAGUAAAUGGAUAAAACAAGAGAGAAAGAGACAGAAAACAGAUAUAUCUGAUGAUGGAAAUAGCUUGGUUACUUUCUCUAAAACUGGAGAUGAAGACAAUGAAUUACACAUCCACAAUACAUUUAGGUUGUGGAUCACUACACAGGCAGACAGUGGUAGACUCAUUCCAGGUGUUCUAGUACAGUAUGGUAUUAAAGUGACAUGUGAGAAGACUGGUAACUUUAAAUCUACCAUGCAGAAAUCAUACAGAAGUGUGGCAUUCCUUCUACAGAACUGGAAACAUAUAAAUGACAGUGUUUCUGGGAAGCAAAACAAAAUAAUGCCUUUGGCUUUACUCCAUUCUCUCUUGUUACAACAAAGUUUCUAUGGCCGUAAUGCAUUUAUUAAUGACCAUCAUUGGACUUUGAGUGACAUGGCCAUGGCUGUUGAUGUUUUUAAGAAAGUGGUGUCAAAGUCUACAUCGACAGAAAAAAUAACGGACAUGGUGGCUAAAGCUUACUCUGACCAUUGCACUGAUAGUACUGAUGCUAAGGUUGUCCAGUCCUUGGUCAGUAUACUGGUUCAGUAUGCCACUGGCAAACAGAUCCCAGAGAAAAAGUCCAAUGACAUUGUAGGCUUACUGAGUACGUUACUAAUGGAAUCACCAGAGAACUUCACUCUAAAGAAAGCUGUAGACUCACUGGAGGAAAUGACAGCUAAGAACUAUGGUCUCCCUGAAACAGCUGAUAAAGAUGUCAUGUAUACUCACAGCAGGGUACUUAUAAAGGAUAUGAUCCAAGUGAUAGGAGCUCCUGAGUUAUUACUACGCGUGAACACGGCCAUUAGUUAUCGUGAAGUAUCUGUAGACAGUAUAUUACCAAGUCUGAUAUCUACUUUACAGAAAUGUUCUGUAUUACCAGAGACAAACAAAAAUCAGAUGUAUCCUAUUGAUGUCUUUACUCAUUACGAAGUAGAGGGAUAUAAAACUUUAAUUCAGACUGUUCAAUCAGAUUUGUCCUUACUUCAGCGGAGGUCAAAGGGUGAAAUAAUUACACCACCACAUUAUGAUGAUGUCAUUCACUCAAUGAACAGAGAUAGAGUGCCACAGUUGUGGCUGGCUCAAACUUUCCCAUCAUGCAGUAGUCUAACAAAAUGGAUUAAAGAACUUCCUGUGAAGGUCCAGAUCAUGUCUGCUUUAGUGAAUGAUCCCUCUCCUGUUGCUUACAAUCUCUCCAUGUUUCUCAGGCCUGACAGAUUUAUAGAGGCCAUCAAGCAGACGUUUGCCAGAAAACAUUUUGUUGAUAUCAACUCAGUAGAAUUUGAAUUGCAGGUGAUGCCUACAGGAAUUAAACCUUCGGUACCACCUAAAGAUGGGGUAUACAUCACAGGUUUACGAUUGCACAAUGCAUUAUGGGAUUCCACACGAGCCAUUUUAAUGGAAAAUGAUUCUGAAAACCAACAAGCUCAUAUCAUGCCUUAUAUCUGGUUAAAACCAGUUGAUGUCAGUUCUCCGUCCAAGUUUACAAGAAAAUAUGCAUUAUAUGACUGUCCAGUUUACUGCUCUGAUGACCCUCGUAGUCAUGGGGAUAAAUAUCUGGUAACAAAUCUGCCUUUACCAACAUUUGAUCCAGCAAGUUUUUGGUGCCAGCAUAGAGUAUUUUUGUCAAGUAGUCUGAGCAGCAAUCAGAAAUAUUGAUAUUUGUAUUAGUUUAUAAGUUUGGAAGAUUUCAGUAUUUUUCACUGCUGUUUAUGCAAAAUAGAAGAAAAGAAUUGGAUUGACUCUGUGAUAUAAAGUUCUAAAUCUUUAUGAAAUGAUCAAAUGUAAAUCUUAAAACAGUUAAAACUUGACCCUCCAGUAAGAGGUGUAAACUGGGUUCCAGUCUGACAUAUGAACAUUUUUUGUAAACCAGACUUUUUAAAUAGAAAACAAAAUUGUAUAUAAUAAUUGUGCUUAAUGACAAACAAUUCCUGCUGAACUGUGAUAGCUUUACUUGUUUAUAACUUUAUAGUCUGAUUUUUGUAAAUGUUUUUUAAUACUGCUGAAAUUUGUUGAAAACUAUCUUUUAAAAUUAUGAUUUGUUUAUUUAUUUUUUAUUAUUACUUAAAAUGUUUUACAUAUUAAGUUGGAUACACAAUAUUUUCUUAUAUGUAAUGUAAUGUGAAUUUCGAUUUUUAUUAUAUAUUACCAACAUUUUCAUUCCAACCUGCUGAACCAAACGUGGUGCCAACUUGUGAUAUGUUUUUGAGUUAUAAUAUUUACUGGUUAUCUGUGAUAUCAGAUGUGUUUUAUUUAAGACAAUAAAAUAUGAAAGAUA